This is a messenger RNA of Molossus molossus (Pallas's mastiff bat), 1462 nucleotides long. RefSeq names its product CD226 molecule (gene CD226). Gene Ontology annotation, biological process: positive regulation of immunoglobulin mediated immune response; positive regulation of mast cell activation; positive regulation of natural killer cell cytokine production. The coding region runs from base 94 to 1104 and encodes 336 amino acids. Gene Ontology annotation, cellular component: external side of plasma membrane. Lineage: Eukaryota; Metazoa; Chordata; Mammalia; Chiroptera; Molossidae. The record is from RefSeq and is a predicted model, not a curated record. The transcript has 6 exons.
CGGAGGGGAAGGAAGCCGCCCUUCGGGGCCUCUGCAAGUCACACUCUAACACUUGUCUUUUUUCUCGACCAUCCUCCCAGGCGCUUUCCAGAGAUGGACUGUGUUCCGUUCCUCUUGGCUGUCCUCCAGGUAUGCAAAGCUCUAGACGAAGAGAUGCUUUGGGACACAACACUUAAACUCGCGAAGACCAUGACCCUAGAAUGUGUGUAUCCGCUGCCGGGCAACGUCACCCAGACGGAGUGGUUCAAGGUCAACGCGAUGAAGGAAGAGUCUAUAGCCAUUUUCAACCCUCUUUAUGGUGUGGCCAUAAGGGAGCCCUAUGAAGACAGGGUUUACUUGUUAGAGUCAAACCUGACUGUCUCCGCGGUGAUGCUGUCCUUCUACAAUGCCUCUGAGGCUGACCUGGGCUUCUAUUCCUGCCAUCUUGAAACGUUCCCGUAUGGGCCCUGGAAGAAGGUGAUAAAGGUGGUGCCAUCAGAUAGAUUUGAGGGGGCUGUGCCACCAGACAGCCAUGUGGUCUCGGAACCGGGAACAAACAUCACGCUCACGUAUGAGCAUCGAAUGAAGAGUCCCCUGCAGCAAGUCACAUGGGAGAAGCUGCAGUCCCAUCAGAUCGACCUCCUAACCAGGUGCAACUUGUCCCAAGGGAGAAGCUACCCCUCAAGGUAUCGCAGAGAGAUACUGAGUAACUGUGACCAGGGGAUGAGGAGGACCUUCAUCAUCAUACCCCAUGUCUCGGCCUUUGACUCUGGCCUUUACCGCUGUUGCUUCAAGGCCAGCACAGGGGAGAACGAGACCUUCGUGAUAAAACUGACCGUCACCAAUGGUAAAACCCAUCACCAAGAUAGCCAGUACAUCGUCUUCAUGGCUGUCGGGGCAGUUUUAUCGCUGCUGUUUGUUACCCUAAUUGCCGCUGUCAUUGCCGUGGUUCAUAACAGAAGGAGACAGAAAAAAGUCCAGUGUAAAGAGUCUGAGAACACGCAGAAUCAGGCAUCGAACAACUACAGAAACCCCUACUUCAACAACCAACCCUCGGAUGGCGCUGGAGAGGAUGUUUACGUCAAUUACCCAGUCUUCUCUCGCAGACCGAAGACGAGAUCCUAAGCUUGCCCCUUGACCUGAGCAAACUGACGGUGACUGUUGUGUGCAUGGGUCCUUGUACAGCUUCUUCCCACUACGCGGUGUCCCUGGUUACAGCGGGCGAAUAUAUUUUAAUUUAUAUUUUCCAAUCCGAACGUUAGCCUAUUUAAUUCCCCACACAACACUGGAAAAAGGACUCUCGGCGUUAACUUUACAUAGGAAAUCUCCACCUCGUAAGUAAUAGAAGCCUACGCACCAAUUUCUAAAACAAUUACAGAGACACAAUUUGGGGUAUAUUAACAAAACAGAAUAUGAUAAAAUAUUAAAGGCAAUCUCCUGUCCACCGAUGUCAUCACCUCUUCCCUGAAGGGGCAGGCUCGAG